UUUAUAUAUGACAUAUGUACUCUAGAUACACUAUUUACAUAGUCACUUUCUAUAGCACUGCUGUUUAUCUAUAACGUCCCAUAUGUGUAAUGCACUGCUGGCAUCACCCCUAAGUAGUACCCAAACAUACACAUUAGCUUGUAUGUAACAUAUAGUGUACAUAACAAAGGUUAUGUAGAUAUGAAACUCUAUUUUUAUGUAUCGCAUAUCGAUAAUGUUAUACACACCUAGGUGAUGUGUCUGUGACAACACUGAACAUAAUGGACGGAAAUAUAGAUCCAAACCGUAUUAACGUGUCUUUAGUGACGCAUAAUGACUUAUCCAACGGGAAUAAUGAUCAUAAUGCAGUAUGUGCAGACGAAGGGGAGGGGUAUGAUUACGAGGAGUUCGUUGAAGUGGUUCAUAAUAUACUAUGGGAUAUUCUUGACGAACGAAGGCCACUCCUAAGGCGGUUGAUACAUGCCAAGAGGUUAAUAGACGAUCCGCCACCACCCCCUAAGAGGAGCAUAUCUUCCAAGAAGCCACCUCCUCCAGAUGGUAACCAGCUACUAGAGGAGAUUGUACAGGCGAUAUACGAUAUUGACCCUGAACUCAGAAAUGUGGAUCGUGAUAUACUAGACGACAGAUUAUUUGAGCUCUGUCGAAAUCCGCCGCCGGUACCGCCCUCACCUCUCCAGCUAAUGCUCCUGGUAAAGGAUGACAAAGAAUUGGUUUUCAUACACCACGAUAUUAUAUCAAACAUUUUCGCGUAUCUUGACCUCAAGUCGUUGUUGUUAUUCUCGGAAACGUCGAAACUCAGUAAGGAGGCUGUUGAUACCUAUACCAGAAGGGCGGCAUACAAAAUGACGCUACACAGCGGAAAUGUAAAGAAUAACCUUAAUUAUUGGCGGGAAUUGGUGGAGCAUUUUUUCAUUAACCUGGUCACCACCCAGCCGAUUAGCAGGACUAACUAUUCACCCAUCCAGACGCAACUGAGGAUGAACAAGAAUAUCUUCCCGAUCAACGACCAGGCCAUGAAGUCACAUACCUACGUGUCAUUUGACUUUAUUAAGCCGCACUAUAUAGUCUAUUGCGAUAACGACAGGCCAAUGGCACAUACAUGCAAGGCAUCGAGGGCACUUGACUGCGAUAAUAAAGCGGUUUCCAAAUUGAUUAGUCUCAAUGACUUUGUUAUUGAAUACUGCAAGCGGAUGGUGAUUCGCGACGCGGAAUCACCGUCUUGGGGAGUGCCUGCAUCAAUGGUGACGCCAGAGUAUGUAGGUCUAAUGCUAAGGGUGACACUAGGCACCAUUGCCCAGUGCAUCACGAAGCAUGAAGGAUUAGUGGAGUUCCGUAGAACGGAGUAUACCGCCAACGCCACGCACCAUAUAACCCAUAGAAUAUGGUUGCAACUAUCGCUAAAGUGGGACUUCAGAUUUGGCCAAGAAGCGCAGAAUAGUCUGUUCCUGAACAUAUUUGACCAUUUUACUUGGGACGGUUAGAUAUAGGCACAUUUUCAUCACCGAUGAAUAUUGUAUAUACAUCCACAUAGAUGCUCUUGUUAGGGACAUCAACGAAUUUA
Messenger RNA from Babesia bovis T2Bo, 1561 nucleotides. RefSeq lists its product as uncharacterized. The record is from RefSeq and is a predicted model, not a curated record. Gene Ontology annotation, molecular function: protein binding. The transcript is spliced from 4 exons. The coding region runs from base 261 to 1481 and encodes 406 amino acids. Lineage: Eukaryota; Apicomplexa; Aconoidasida; Piroplasmida; Babesiidae.